AUGGGUUCUCUUUCCCCUCAAUCGCCUUUACGAUCUUCACAAGAUAAUCCUCCCUCAAAUCACUGCAUAUAUGUAUCAUUUUGUUGUAGAGAUGCAUCGCCUAACACCAACAUGUCCAACUGGAUAGAGUGUUACAGUCCUUCAAUCAAUGCUUGGCGCCAUGUUACCAGAAUCCCUGGACUUGUUGAAAACCAUACACUAAAGGGUUUCUCCAUGGCUUCCAUUGAUGACUCAAUUUAUAUAAUUGGAGGCCGGCUUUCCCAUAAGUUACCCGGCCAUGUCCAAGAUGAAGAAGACCUUGAAGUACAAUCAUCAGUUCUACGUUAUAAUGUACGUGACAAUAAAUGGCAUAAAUGUGCCUCACUAAGCACACCAAGGUUUGAUUUUGCUUGCACUGUAAAUGACAAUAAAAUCUACGUGGCCGGAGGAAAGUGUGCGCUGACAUGCCCACGUGGAAUUUCAUCUGCUGAGGUGUAUGACCCGGCUCUUGAUGAGUGGAAAGCACUGCCCAAUAUGAGUACUUUGAGAUACAAAUGUGUUGGGGUGACAUGGCAAGGGAAAAUCCAUGUGGUGGGAGGUUUUGCUGAGAGAGGCAACUCCAAUGCAGAAGGGCCUUGGCACAUAUUGGAACGGUGUUCUGCUGAGGUGUAUGAUUCAGAGCAUGAUAGGUGGAAUCUGAUGUUGGGGAUGUGGCAAUUAGAUGUGCCACCUAAUCAAAUAGUAGCUAUGAGUGGCAAUUUGUUCAGCUCUGGAGAUUGCUUAAAUGCUUGGAAGGGUCAUAUCGAGGCCUAUGAUGGGAAACUUAAUAUGUGGAAUGAAGUUGAUGGAUCACAUUUAGAAACUCUAUCUUCUCCUAUUUCAACAUCAGAUGCCACAGAGGAUAAUUGGCCACCCAUCCAACGGCUUUACCUUACCAUGGCUCCUAUUGGAACCCACUUGUACUUCUUGGCAGGUUACCGUUUGCCAGGUGAGAUCUCAAGAUCAAUGUCGGUUGUCCACGUAUUUGACACAUCAGCAAAUGAAUAUGGCUGGAGGAGUUUUGAACCCAUGGAAGAGGAAGGUGAAAAAGAGCUUUGCAGUCACUGCUGUGUUGUUAGACAGACCUUAUAG
Messenger RNA from Hevea brasiliensis (rubber tree), 1110 nucleotides. RefSeq names its product F-box/kelch-repeat protein At1g55270-like. Bases 1 to 1110 code for a protein of 369 amino acids. The record is from RefSeq and is a predicted model, not a curated record. The transcript has a single exon. Gene Ontology annotation, molecular function: protein binding. Lineage: Eukaryota; Viridiplantae; Streptophyta; Magnoliopsida; Malpighiales; Euphorbiaceae.